Molecule: messenger RNA, 1441 nt
Organism: Sorghum bicolor (sorghum)
Lineage: Eukaryota; Viridiplantae; Streptophyta; Magnoliopsida; Poales; Poaceae
Product: BTB/POZ and MATH domain-containing protein 1
Exons: 1
Coding region: 156-1205 (349 amino acids)
Biological process (GO): protein ubiquitination
Molecular function (GO): protein binding
Source: RefSeq, a predicted model, not a curated record
UAGGGGACGGAACCGAAGCUCGCUGAAAACCCUCGCCGCCGUUCCCUUCUUCCUCACCUUCUCCGCUCCGCUCCGCUCAAUGUCAGCCGACUCAGCCCGCUGAAAACCCUCGCCGCCAUUCCCUUCUUCCCCGACUUCUCAGCGGUACCCCACCAAUGUCAGCCGCAGCAGAGAGGCCAAGCACGAGAAUCGCGUCGAUGUGCGCCGCCGCGGAGACCGCGCGGGUCACGCACUCGUUCAAGGUCGUUGGCAAGAGCGUGCACAAGGGCUUCGCGGUCGGGAUGAGCAUCCGCUCUGCCACCUUCUCCGCCGGAGGCCACAGCUGGUGCAUCAAAUACUAUCCCAGCGGAAACGCCGACAACUGCAAGAACUACGCCUCCGUCUUCCUCGAGCUCGUGAGCAAAAGUACCGAGGCGACUGUGCUCUACGACUUCAGGCUGGUCAACCAGGCCACUGGCCUUUCAUCCUCCUUGUUCUCAUCUAAGGCGGUAUUCAACGAUGAGAAGCCAACCUGGGGGCCCCGGAGGUUCAUCAUCAAGAGCGAUCUGGAAGCAUCAGGAUACCUCAAGGAUGACUGCCUCGAGAUCGAGUGCGACCUCACUGUAAUCAAGGUGGAUGAGAUUGAUGUGCCGCCACCGAAUCUGCAGGAUGAUCUUCAAAAGCUUCUGGAAUCGGAGGAAGGGGUGGAUGUGACAUUCAAGGUUAAGGAUGAGGUGUUCCAAGCCCACAGAAUUGUGCUUGCGAUGAGAUCGCCCGUUUUCAAGGCUGAGCUCUAUGGACCCAUGAGGAACAACAAAAAGGGGAGCAUAGCAGUUGAAGAUAUAGAGCCUCCUGUUUUCAAGGCCCUGCUUCACUUCAUCUACACUGAUUCUUUGCCCAUCAUGAAUGAUCUUGAUGCAAAGGACCAUCAUGAAAUGGUCAAGCAUUUGCUUGUGGCUGCUGAUAGGUAUGGCUUGGAGAGGAUGAAGUUGAUGUGCGAGAACAUUCUUUGCAAGAAGCUUGCCAUUGAUAGUAUUGCAACCACUAUAAUUCUAGCUGAUCAGUAUCACUGCAGCAAGCUCAAGGAUGCAUGCUUUCAGUUCAUCAACUCUUCAAACAGAAUGGAUGAUGUGGUGGCCAGCCAAGGGUACAACGACCUCAAAAGAGAAUGCCCUGCUCUCACUAUAGAGAUUUGGGAGAAAGCAGCCAAAUCUCGUAAGAUUUAGUAUGCCUUGGUUGUCUAAUUAGGUCAUGGUUCGAAUUGGUAGUUUGGUUUAUAAUUAUAACCAUCCUUCUGAAAUGUUAGCUUUAAGCGGAUAUUAGGGGCUGAGGGUAUUACAUUUUGCAAAACUUGUCUUUUGUUGUUGGUGGUGGCUGACUGCCACACCAUAUAUGGAUCUAUGGUACCUAAUUAAUGUUAUGACUUAUAACAUUUUUAUCUACAGCCUAAGCAAUAUUGUUC